This is a messenger RNA of Dicentrarchus labrax (European seabass), 7804 nucleotides long. RefSeq names its product sodium channel, voltage-gated, type IV, beta a (gene scn4ba). The coding region runs from base 849 to 1550 and encodes 233 amino acids. Gene Ontology annotation, biological process: regulation of sodium ion transmembrane transporter activity; cardiac muscle cell action potential involved in contraction; regulation of ventricular cardiac muscle cell membrane repolarization. Gene Ontology annotation, cellular component: voltage-gated sodium channel complex; membrane. The record is from RefSeq and is a predicted model, not a curated record. Gene Ontology annotation, molecular function: transmembrane transporter binding; sodium channel regulator activity. NCBI's taxonomy places the organism in Eukaryota, Metazoa, Chordata, Actinopteri, Moronidae. The transcript has 5 exons.
UCAUUCCUCCCUGUGCCGGCUGGGGAGACGCGCGCUCUGCUUUAUUGCCCCCGCUGCUGGCUCUCCUCCAGCAUCCCUCCGUGCCUCUCGAGUGCUCUCAUACCCAUCCACCCACCCCCCCAGUCGAGCCCAUGUCUCCCCCUCUGGGCUUCUGCUGGCCAGCCUGAUUCCCCCGGCUGCUGCCGCUGCUGCUGGAGCUGGAGCAGUGGAGCUGUCUGACGCUACGCCGCUGUACGCCGCCAGCUGCUCUUCUCUGCUCUGCCUCGCUUCUCCUCUUCUCCGCCUUUCGCCUCACGCUCUCCUUUUGGCGGAUAAUCACCACCCGAGUCCGCAAGAGACAGCGACAAGGGGACAGGAAGGGAGGGGAGAGAAAAGAGAGAGAGAGAGAAAGAGAGAGAGAGACACGGGGGAGCCUACGCUUUUUUUCCAUUCAACUGCUGCAUUCUUCUAGUUUGUGCCUUGCUGGGCUUUGCUGGAGUGCAGCGCAAGAGGGAACAACUGAAGGAAUUUGUCCUCCUCUCUUUGCGCUCCCCUCUGUUCAUUUCUGGGACAGAGUGAAGAGGAGGAGAGAAGAGGGAGGGACUGAGAGCGGGACUUCAGAAUCAGCUGCACAGCUCAGUGUCCCACCUUGCUCCAGAGAGACAUAACACAAACAAGCACACUCACUCAGACACACACACUCACGCACACACACGCGCGCGCGCACACACACGCACACACACACACACACACACACACACACAUUUUCAUAGAUUGGACUCACAGUUCAGGCUGCCCAGACUGGCAGACGGGGAGAGAGGACACAUAGGCAGACAACACAACACAGACAGACAGACAGACUUGGUGUCAUGGCGUCAGUGGACAGCACCGGUUCGGGUGUCUCUGGUCGGCUGAGAUCAGGGGAUCUACUUCAUGCCGGUUUGGUAGUUGCACUGCUGCUCGGCGUAUGGAGUGUUGGUGGACUGGAGGUCUCAACAGGUAAAGUGUCUUCAAUUGAAGCAAUGAAUGGCUCCACAGUCCUGCUGCCCUGCACCUACUCCUCCUGUAUUGGCAUCAAAAACCUCUUCUUCAGCUGGCGCUAUAAUGACAAUGGAACCAUGCUAACGUUAUGUCAAGCGGUGAUUCCCAUUGAGGGCGUGGAGCCCAGGGUCGCUGUGUACCAGGAGCGUGUGGAGUUUGUCGGCUCCUCGAAAAGCAACAACAUCUCCAUCCUGCUGUGGAACAUCACCUUUGAAGAUGAGGGAGACUACAUCUGUUUCGCCAGGAACCCAAAAGAAAAGAACCGCAACCACAGUGCUGUCUUCACUCUUAUAGUCGUGGACCAAAUGAAGGAGGUUGACAACACUUUGACAACCAUCAUUGUCUCAGUGCUGGGUGGAGUCAUUGGCUUAGUUAUAUUUGUCAUGGUGAUAAAGGCCUUGGUUGUUCACUUCCUGCUGAAGGACGAUGAGAAGAAUAAAGAGUGCCUGGUGAGCUCCUCAGGGAAUGACAACACAGAAAAUGGACUUUCAGGAGCCAAAGCUGACAACAAAGGGACACCAAAGGCAUGAGCGAAAUGCAAAGUACGUCUGUAUGUUUGUAUAUAUGUUAGACAAAUGUACACGCUGAGAGGAAAUGCUGUUACCAGUGGACUGUUUUAUCUUACUAGUGGCUAACAACAUGUAAAUGCCUAUUUUAAAUCAUGCUUGAGAUUUGGGAAGUGUGGAAUGUGCACAGGCCUGGAUCACUCUCUCACCUAUGGCAGCCCAUUUGUUACACAGUGUACAGCCUCUGAUCUACAUCCCACUGGGACCUAAGACUUCAAGUAAACCAUUUACAGUAUAUAUACUUGUAGUUUUUCCAGACCCUUGUUGACAUUUUCUCAUUCAGGUUACAUCUUUAAAGAAAUUACACUCCUUGCUUAAAUCUGAACUUUCUAUAACUACAACUACUAGUAACUAUUACAUCACUUUAGAGGAAGAACCAUGUAAAGCCGUUGUUUUAAAUUCUUUAUUUAUAGACCUCAUUUCAAUAUUCAACUGCCAAAAUAUGGUCUCAGUCUACAGUUUGGGUUGACAAGCUACAAUCUGUUUGAUUCUUGGGGCUCUCACAAGUAAUCCACAACUCUAAGUCAAACUUGGACCCAAACCUGAGGACAAACCACUUUGAUCCCAUGAUGCAUUGCCACAAUAUAUGAACUGCCAUAAGAACUGAUGAAAUGCUACUCUCUAAACCCUCAUCUGGCACGGACGCAGAUCCACCUGUAAACCCAAACCAGAGGACCAUUCUUACAAGAGUUUUGUUUACACAUGUAAGUCAAUAUUUUUCAGCCAUAACUGAAUUAAGUUAUUAAAUCUGGAAAAGAUUUGAACAUUUAAGAAUUAAGUAUUAAUACUAGCACUGAUGGGACAGUUUAAAUACAGCUUACUCUUUUUGUGAGUAGCUAGCAAACCAACAUACGGUUUGCUAGAGGUAUUUAUUUAUUUAUUCGUCCUAAUAUAACCACCAACCUUAACUACUGCCACGCUAGUCUGAAGUUCAGCUUCCAUGUUUACUGCUGGGUCCAGGUUUGAAGCGCUGCUGUGGUGCUUCGGUUCACUCAUUCUGACGGAAGAUUCUGAUCAACGACGGUCUCGCUACGGCUGACAACUGGGCUUUUAUCUUAGGAGACUGAAGGAUCCAGUUCUGCACAGGUUUUUAUUGUUUUGCUUUAGAUGAAACACAGGUGCCUGUUCUGCUUCUGCUCCCCCUGCUGGUGGGAGAAUAAAAACACAGAAAAUGUAUUAAAAAAAAAAACAACCAACCCUAACCCUCAUCAAAGACAAUCCCCAGACUACCCAGCUCCCUAUAGAAAGGAAUGAACUUAAUCAUGCUGCUUCUGACAAAUAACCAAUGCAUUUUUAGCAUGUGCGCAUUUUAUAUAACUUCAUAUAAGUAUACGUUGUCUAGCACUGCAGUACAGGAACAUUUCUGUGUGUCUCUGUAUGGUCCCAUUUAACCCUUCACAUCAACCUCAACUGACUGACUGGAGCUCUGUCGAUGCUCAAUAAGCACCUCCCGACACUUCUAAAACUUUUUUUAACCCCUUUAACCAGGUCAGGGUGAUUACAAGGUGGCUUGUUUUCGCGGAAGGGCCUGCAGGUAUUUGUGGGAAAGAAAGGGUGGAUGACAUUUUAUCUCUAAAUUCGAAUCAUACAAUUGGACAACUCUGCUGGAGAAAUUUAAAAAAGUUGGCAUAUACUGUAAGUGAGGAGCGCAACAUAGUGUAUGCAAUUCUCUGGAUACCAAUUCACUUCCACAUUUUCACACUUGUAUGCAGACCCCAACUGGCUACGCCCAAUAUAAACUUACCGCAAGAAAAUACUUUUACACACACAUGUAUUUAAAAUUGUGAUGAGACAGUGCAAACACGUCCAUUGACACUGGCUCAGUAAUACAGGGAGCUAAGCAUUGGGACUGAUCACUUCAAAAGAAUGUAAAGACUCUGUCAGGGAAUAGAUGUUAAAUAUAGUCCAAAAAGUAUGUUAAUGUUAUUAUCAAAUGAAUGUGUUAAUAUUCCAAUAGGAAAGUGGUUCACUUUUUCUUUGCCAAGUCUUAUUCAGUGUGACUCUACAACAAGCCAAUAAGUUCAGUGUUUUGCUCAGUUCAAAGUUCAGACAACUACUUUCUGUGACUGUAUCUAAAUAUUUUGAGCAUUUAAUAUUAUAAGAAGUUUGUGUUGGGUUUCUAAAUACUACUGCUGUCUUGGCACUAAAAAAAAUAUAGUUUUUAUUAAAAGUACAGAAAAAUAUGUGUGAAAGGGUUUGAAGGGAGUCGGGAGUUGUUGAGAAUAAUGAAAUGAAAUGAAAAAAUCUAAUAUAAAAUACAAGUUUAAAUGGCAGAACAUGUUCAAUCUAAACAUCUCGUAACAUUUUAGGAGUAAUCACGUUUUGUUGAAGAAAAAGAAAAAGAGGAACAGUCAACAAAGUCUUUAUAAUGUCACUUCUACUUCAUCUUGUGAUAAGUCAGUGUGAGUGAACUUGUGCUAAGAUGUCCAUUGGAAACUAAAACCCACUCUCUGUGUGACUCACAGUACAAGAGGUCACUUCUGGGACGCCGGAAGACAUGACCUGCCACACCCUCAUACAUAGCUUGAAUAGCUAUUGACAGCUGAAAGCUACACACAAACACACACCCACACACAAAGAGCCACUUUGAUACCAGAGAGUAGUGGCCUUGCAUACAAACAAUUCAGCACUUUACCACAGUUAAGAGUGGGUGCACAAAACAGAAAAGAAGUGGCUUCAAAGUUAUUGUAUUCCAAAAACCAAAAUUUUCACAUUGCGUUUGUUAAGUUUGACUGAAAGCAGCAAUGCGUCAAAAUGGUUCUAGCAUUGUCUGACUACAUGUCUCACUGGAACAGAGCUCUGUGGCAAGAUUUUAUUUUAUUUUUCUACUUAUUUUCUUUGUCAGCUCUCUAAUACUGGAGUGCAAUUCCCUUCUUGCUUUCAAUGGAAGCAAUAAGACAGACAUCAGAUUAUGCAAUAACCUGUUAUAUGGCACUUUACUAAUGUGUCUGGACUGGCGGUGGUGGCAACUCUGUCUGUCCAAGGCACUGUUCAUUGUACUGAUGUGUGUAUCUACACUGUACUAAUGUAUCUCAGUUGGACUAAUGGACAUUAGAUUCAUAUAUCUCCAUUAGACAGAUUCAUCUGCUUUGGAAAACUGUAAUAGCUACUAACAUUGUAACUGUAACUGUGCAGUGUUAGAAGUGAUACAGUGUUCUUGUUGUGUUGUAAAAAUGUGAGCGUUAUGGAUAUAAGGAAGCACUACAAACACACACACACACUCUCUCUCACACACACACACACACACACACACAUACACUUGCUUCCUUGUCAAACCAGUUGUGUGCAGGUCCCUCUGUAAAGAGGGUUCAUAUGUACAUCCAAAGUCUUCCUGUAGGGAAAAGCAAUAUUGUGGAGUUGAUCUGUCUGUCAGUGUACUUUCUUAUCCCAUACCUUUAAUGCUGACAUAGCAUAGCAAAUCGGUGGUUUCAUGUAGGGAUUGUGAUGCAUAUAUUUGUGGCCACUGUUCCUAUUGUUUUCUUCUGUGAUCCCUAACUUGAUUUUUUUUUUUUUUUUUUGGAUAAACCUCCAUAUCAAAAUAUAUAUUCAGCAAGCAAGACACAGGUAUGUUAAGAGGAUGUACAAGUGAUGUUCUGUUUUAAUGAAGGCCAGGUAUAUGUGUGACAGAUAAAAUAAUGCUAUCUAUUCAGUGCAUGGAUAUAGUCUAGAUCUAGUUGUGAAACAGUUGCUUUCAUAACCCAAUGGAAUUGUACUGGAUUAUGAAAGCACCAAAAGCAUUGGCUGUUUUAACUUAUCUUUAUAUGAUUUUCUCACAUAAGCCCCUUUGUACAUUCUGGCCUGCCUUGUCUUUCUCCAAAAAAUGUCCGUCCUGAACUGUACAUGAGUCUUGAGACCAGAACAACUGCUGGCAUGGAUUGCUGCAGUACAGAGAAUACCCUGUACACAAAAUCUUUUCUCCUAGGAUGGUGAACUCCAGUCAUGAAUAGUAAAUGAAAUGAAAUGAAAUGUUGUCCAUCCAAUCACAGCAAACAAACGUUCUUUAUAUCAAACGAUUUAACAACCACACAAGGAAGGUCUAAAAUUAGCUACCAUACUUAAACCAAAAAGAUGCGUGGUUCUUAUGUAAGAAUAGUUUUGUCAACAAUAGUUAAUCAUCUGUCUGCUUAGCUAGCUUGUUACUUGUAGUUGUAGGCUAUGCACACAGUUGUCCAACGAAUUGACUUGGGUUUAGUUACCUUCUUUGGUGUAUAUUGACAAAUAAUAUCAUAUUUGCUUAGGUGGUAUGCUACGCACAAAUUUUCAUAAUUAAUUUUAAUGAGUGCAUCGUGACCAGGCUGUGGGUUAUGGGCUACAGCAGCCAGUGCCCACUGUCCACCAGAUCUUAAUUAUCUCCAUAACUAAGUACUGCAAAUUCAUGCAGGCUCAGUGGUCUCCCAGCAUGAUCAGAUAUUAUUGUAUACUACUGUUUCUGGCGUACUCCCAUACUUUAAAUUAAGUGUUGGUCAACUUAGAACAAAAUGCUGAAAACUAUGAAAGUACAUCCUCAGAGUAGGUCCACUUGACAUCAAGAAGAUUUGUUCGCUAUGAUUGGAUGAACUUUUCACACGCAUUAACUAUUCAAGACUCAACUUCGCCAUCCUAGGAAUAAAAUCCUUGUACAGUGUAAGAUGGUCCUCUGCAGUGGUGCAAUACAGCACAGUAAAUACAGUAUGACUGCCACCCAGUGGUAAAUGCCCAACACAUCUAAUAAUCUUCCCUCUAGUGGAGGCUGAUGAAUCAACAUCAACAUGCAUUUAUUGCAAUUUGAUUCAGAUUGAAAUGAUAGAAUAAAAAAAAACAGUGUCAACUAAACUAAAGCUUAAAUUUAUAAUUUUAUGUAACUGAUAUAAUCAUUGCUACAAUUAGCAUAGUUAAAACAGUAUAUGAUUAUAAAUAGCGUUGAAAUUGUUGCUAAUUGCUUUCGAUAAUAUGACUAGUUAGAUUGUUUGAAAGUAUAUAUAAUCUCAAUCCCUGUGCACAUUGGGCAUUUUAUCUACAUUUAAAAAGGGGUGAUGCGCAUUUACAAGUUUACACUAAAAGCAUACGUGCGACAAUUUAUACAAAGAGGAAUCCUUUAUGAAAUCGCGUCUACAGUGAGCAUUAAAUAGUUACAGAAAGUCUCAGUGUUACUGUCACAUUAUCCACUAAAAUAACAAAGUGUUGAGACUCCUGAUUGACCACUAUGAUUCCUUAGAGUUAGUAUUGCUCUUACUGCCAGAGCGGCUGAAACUCACACUGCCAAUCUCCAAGAGUCUCAUGUCUGCUGUUGUUACAACACUACUAUAACACACAACUCACUUAGUACACUUACACUACUAAAACAUGUUGUAUUACCGUCUACCGCUGUAUUAAUGGCAUUUCAGUAUUAAAUUGUGGAUGAUAUUGCUGUAUACUACUUAUGUAUUUCAAGCAGCUGAAACUCACACUGCCAAGCCAAGAGUCUGACGUCUGCUCUCCGCUUCCCACAUUCCACACAGUUAAAAAAGAUCAAACCACUGAUCUAACGUUGUCGAAGUUCAGCAGAAAAGUUAACUUUACUACAAACUCGGGGGAAUGAGAAAUGAAUUGAGAUGAAGUAGGAGCAAUAUGUUCUUAUUUUGGCACAAACACAGUUGCUUUUUUUGUGAAAAAUAUCAGAUGGAUAUUGUUCAUAUUGUUGUUAGCAAUGCCAAACUAUGAUGUAUAUUGCGACCUAUUGUGUCAAUAUUAUAUUACACGCCUAGCAAACUGCCUCCUCUCUUUGACAGAGAUUAUCGUAUAGACCAAGGCUAGCAAGCUAGAGAUUUGAAUUAUAAGCACAGGCUGACACUGACCUUUCCACAUUUUCUCACUGCAGUCCUGCAUUUGAAACAAUUCCAACAAUAUGUUUUAAACAUCCAGCAGCUGUAAGCGUAAUUCUAUCUUACUCAAAUGAACAAAUUCAUGUCUACACAUUUUACCUUAAGCUAUCUGAGACCAGUGACGUUAUACAAAUUACAGUAUUUUAUAGUGAAACAAAAUGUUGCAGCAAAGUCUUCUGUUUUGCUUCCAUUGGCACACUCCAUUCAACACACACACACACACACACACAACAAAUCUGCAACAUGGAUCUACUUCCCCUGUGAAUGUUCAGCUGUUUGUCUGUGUUUGUGACCAUAUUGCUCAUGCUCCCUUCAUGACUAUGCACCUCAAACUUUUGACUUGUUUAACUGGAAAUAAAAUGUUCAUUGAAAUUCCCA